This is a messenger RNA of Williopsis jadinii, 1023 nucleotides long. It is a transcript of the gene GTO1, whose product is annotated as omega-class glutathione transferase. The record is from RefSeq and is a predicted model, not a curated record. The transcript is spliced from 2 exons. Lineage: Eukaryota; Fungi; Ascomycota; Saccharomycetes; Phaffomycetales; Wickerhamomycetaceae. Gene Ontology annotation, molecular function: glutathione transferase activity. Gene Ontology annotation, cellular component: cytoplasm. Bases 1 to 1023 code for a protein of 340 amino acids.
AUGUCACAAGCAGCUAAACAAGGAAUUAAAAUCCUGGAAUUUGCAGGUAAAGACGGGGCCUAUAAGAGAAGGGCAUCCACAUUCAGAAGCGCUGUUUCUUCUAAACCGGGAUCUCAAUUCACGGCAGAAGCUGGAAGAUACCAUGUGUACAUCAGUCUUGCCUGUCCAUGGGCUCACCGUGUAUUGAUUUACCUGCAGACAAAGGGUCUCAUCAAGAAUUUCAACCCUGUUGAUUCUACCGUUUCAAAGGACUCAAUUAUCGGCCUUAGCGUUGUCCAUUGGCACAUGGACUCUAAAGGUUGGAGAUUCCCAAGCAGUGACGAUAAGUGUGAUGCUGCUACUGAGGAACCACUGUACGGGUUCAAGAGAAUCUCUGAGCUGUACUUCAAAGCGGACCCAAACUAUGAGGGGAGAUUCACGGUCCCUGUAUUCUGGGAUAAGAAGACGCAAACCAUAGUUAACAACGAGAGUUCUGAAAUCAUCAGAUUCUUGAAUGCUGAGUUUAAUGAUCUUAUCGAGGAUCCAAGCCAGAAGGCACUUAACUAUUUACCAAAUGACCUGAUUCCAAAGAUUGAUGAAUUGAAUGAGCUCAUUUAUGAGAAUAUCAACAAUGCUGUUUACAAAUCCGGUUUCGCUUCAAAGCAAGAAGUUUACGAGACUGAAGUGAAGAACCUAUUCGAGCAUUUGGAUAAAGUGGAGGCCAUUCUCAAGAAGAACAACUCAAACGGAAUCAAAUACCUCUUGAACAAUGAAUUGACCGAAGCUGAUGUGAGAUUAUUCACAACCAUCAUCAGAUUUGAUCCAGUCUACGUUCAACAUUUCAAAUGUAACAUUGGUAUGAUCCGUUUUGACUAUCCACAUCUACACAAAUGGGUCAGGGAGAUUUAUUGGAAUGAGCCAUUGAUCAAAGAUACUUGUAACUUUGACCAUAUCAAAUUCCACUACACGAAAUCUCACGUUGCUAUUAAUCCACAUGGUAUCACACCAUUGGGCCCUGUUCCAAACAUAUUGCCUUUGAAGUAA